Messenger RNA from Botrytis sinoallii, 921 nucleotides. RefSeq lists its product as uncharacterized. NCBI's taxonomy places the organism in Eukaryota, Fungi, Ascomycota, Leotiomycetes, Helotiales, Sclerotiniaceae. The transcript has 3 exons. The coding region runs from base 1 to 921 and encodes 306 amino acids. The record is from RefSeq and is a predicted model, not a curated record.
AUGGAGAAGGUUCGGUUCCAUGUGGCGGCAGCGAUAGCAAAUAUUGCUAUGAUCCCACGAUUGGGGAGUCCGUGUUGCAUGCAAGAUUAUGGAUACUGUGGUAUAGGAGAUGUAUGCGCGUCGAUUGAGGGUUAUUGCUGUCACAAGGACGAAAACGAACAAGUCUGUAUGCUCCGUCUCGGCAUCAGCGACCCCGGUGGUUUCACACUCGACCCCAAUUCUGAUUUCGAUUCCGAAGACGCAGAGUCCGGUUUGACAUCCGUCUCAUCCUCCUCAUCGGCUUCUCAAUCACAAUCAGAAUCGCAAUCAAGCACGGAAAUGAAGUCGGAUGAUGAAUCGACUGAUUCUGACCUCGAAACCGAAUCAGAUGAUUCGGACGGUGACUCCAGUCCACCCAUGUCCAUGCUAAUGAAUACAUUGAACUCGGGUCCCCUCGCCGACGAAGAUGCAGAUGCAGAUGCAGACGAAGACGAAGACGAAGACGAAGACGAAGACCCAGACUCAUUUUUGGACUCGGGAUCAGAUGUCGAUGCUGACACGGGAACUAAUGUGCACCCUGAAUCCACCGCCGUGGUUUUGAGUCUAGGGACUGCAGUAGCGUCUGCGAUGCCCUUUGCCAUGACGAACACGGGUGGGGCUUCUAGUGUUCUAGCUUGGGAUGCUUCGACGCGAGUCUUGUCUUCGGUCGUAGUGGAGACUAGUAGCGCUACUGCUGUGAAUAAUGCUAAUGAGCCGACAUCAUCGGCUCUUCCAUCGCAAUCUAUUUCCGAGGGGCUUAAUGCCAGCGCGACAACUUCUGGCAUUGAUGGAACUUUCACCGGUGGGGCGAUGCGGAUUGGGAGGGAAUCGGGUUUGGAAGGAGGGAUGGCAAGGAGCUGGUUGAUUUGCGGAGUGUCUUUUGUGGUUUGGGUUGUGUUGUGA